AUGAAGUUACCUUUCUCACUCGUAUCUUUGAGCACUCUUGCGAGUGGACUGUUGAUGAUGGCCACAUCGCCAGCUUCCGUCCAGGCUUCUGGAUUCUACGAAUCGCUCGACAACCACGACAACUUUAUCGUCGCCCACGGAUGGGGGCCCGAACGCUGGGGCGGCGGGACAAAGAUCACAAUAGGCAAAGACUCUGACCUCAAACCCUUUUCCUGUGGUGAACUAAUCCACAAACGCCAUAACCUCGGCUACGGCCGCUACUCAAUUGACAUGAUCGCCUCCAACACCGUCGGCCAAGUCACCUCCUUCUUCCUUAUCGCCAACGAGGUCUCUGAAAUCGACAUCGAACUGACCGGACUCAACAACAAAGUUGGAUGGAUGAACGUCUGGCAUGAUCAUAAACAGAACCCGGUCGCCAUCAAUCUACCCUUUGAUGCCUCGAAGGGUUGGCACAACUAUGCGUUCGAAUGGCUUCCGAACCGUAUUGUUUGGUUUGUCGAUGGAAAGGUGGUUCUGAACCGAACAGAUGUUAUGACGGCCAGGCCGGAGGAUGCGAAUUAUAAGCUGGCGGUUAAUUCGUGGACCCAGGUGCAGAAGGAGGUGAAUAUUGACUGGGCGGGCAAGUUUCGGUACCCGGAGGAUGGGUCCAUUCCGUCGGCGCAGUUCAAGAACAUGAAGUAUUCUCCCUUUGAUGACCCGUUGGAGAGCUCGCCCGACCCCGCCGUGGGUGACAAUAACAACAACAACAACAACAACACCAACAACACCAACAACAACAACACCAACAACAAUAACAACAAUAACAACAACAACAACACCGACAACAAUAACAACAACAACAACAACAACACCAACAACGCGAAUCAGCAGGAUGGAAACAGUAACAUGAACACCAACCAUGACGGUGGCACGAAGGAUGGGCAGCGUUCGGGUGCGGAUGAUACCAAGGCUCUAUUUACUCAAGGGUUCACAGCUAUCAUCGCCGUCGCCCUCACCUUCACCAUCCUCUUUUAA
This is a messenger RNA of Linnemannia hyalina, 1014 nucleotides long. The record is from the annotation of a GenBank genome assembly. NCBI's taxonomy places the organism in Eukaryota, Fungi, Mortierellomycota, Mortierellomycetes, Mortierellales, Mortierellaceae.